Etheostoma spectabile (orangethroat darter) is the source of this 324-nucleotide messenger RNA. Its product is annotated as potassium voltage-gated channel subfamily KQT member 2. Gene Ontology annotation, biological process: potassium ion transmembrane transport. Gene Ontology annotation, molecular function: voltage-gated potassium channel activity. The annotation marks the transcript as partial. Gene Ontology annotation, cellular component: voltage-gated potassium channel complex; membrane. The record is from RefSeq and is a predicted model, not a curated record. The transcript has 2 exons. Lineage: Eukaryota; Metazoa; Chordata; Actinopteri; Perciformes; Percidae.
CUGUUUGUCGCUGUGGAACAGGAAGUGGUGACCAUCGUGGUGUUCGGCGUGGAGUACAUGGUGAGGAUCUGGGCCGCCGGCUGCUGCUGUCGCUACCGAGGCUGGAGGGGAAGACUCAAGUUCGCCAGGAAACCCUUCUGUGUCAUCGACAUCAUGGUGCUGAUAGCGUCCAUCUCAGUGCUGGCUGCAGGGACUCAGGGAAACGUCUUCGCCACCUCAGCCAUCAGGUCUCUCCGCUUCCUCCAGAUCCUGAGGAUGAUCCGCAUGGACCGGCGGGGGGGGACCUGGAAGCUGCUGGGCUCGGUCGUCUACGCCCACAGCAAG